AUGAGUGGUAAAAUAUUCUCUAUUGAUAGUUUAGAGAUAUUGAAAUCCACUUUUGAAGAUAUUUUGCAAGUACUCUUACAAGAAAGAGAAGCGUUUGAAGCUGGAGUUUGUUUUGGGUCACAUUGCGAACACAUUUGUUUGAAGUCGUUAGAGUCCCUUUCAGGAUUAUUAAGAAAAUACGAAAUAUCGUGGAUAGAUAUUGUUAAAGAACACGAAAUAUUUCUUUCUUUAAUAUUUUCGAAAAAUUUUAAUGUACGAGAGAGCAUUUUCAGCAUAAUUUCGAACGGAUUGCACACCAAAGAAACUUUUGGACUGUUAGAGAAAUCAAACCCAAAGCUGGUAGAAUUAAUAGUGAGCAAACUUUCCAGCGCAGAUACUGACAUAGUUAAGGAUCAAUGCAUUUGGAUAAUAUGUAAAUACAUUUCUCUAAGCUCAGAGCCUUUGAAUAGAUUUUUGGAAUGUAUUCCAUUCCCACAAUUAUUCAAUCUAGGAGAUAGAAAUUUAGAAUCUGUAACUGCUCUUAUAUAUCAAUUAUUACUGAGGGAUCCAUCUUCACAGAGUAAGGUUCUCUUUGAAAACAGUUCUUUAAAUUAUAUAUUGCAAAAAUUAGAGGAUGUAGCCUAUUUAGGAACAAUCUCUUAUAAUUCCUUAGAAAAUUUAUUGAAAGUUGUUAAGAAAAUCAUACAAAACAAUAAUGAUAUUGCUUCAUACCUGAUCAGAGACACUACAUUGGUGGAUAAUAUACAAAAGAUUGUUGGAACAUUACUAACAGUUAAGAAAACUGACAAAUUGAUAGAAUUAGCGUUUUGUAUUAUGAAUAAUCUAGUUGCAUUUGCCAAAAAUGAUGAUCUAUCUCUAGAAUAUUUGAAAACUAGGGAAAAUACUCUAAAAAUUAUUUCUGCUACCCUCCAGUCAUCACUCUCUAUUAAUGUGAAUAUAACAGUUUCAAAAUAUGUAACAACCCUAAUUGGAAGAAAAUGUUUUCCAUAUAAUUCUGAACUAGGAGAAAAUGAAUAUGUGAUGCAAAUAGUGGACGAGAUUCAACGAUUGUACUAUUCAAGUCAAGAUAACUUUUUUGCAAAUAUCGAUUGUGAGGAAUGUUUUAUACUUGGUAAAUCUCUAUCUUGGAUUCUGAACAUUUACACAACCACAAAAGAAAAGGUUCAAGAGUCUAUAAUUGAGAGUAAUUGUACAUUCAACAGAAAGAUUGUUUCUUCCCUUUCUAUCGAUUUUAUGCACACCUCCAGGUCAGAAAAGUGUAACAGUAUUGAUAAGCUAAAACAUCAACUUGUCCUCAACCUUUCCAUUUUCCAACACUUAUUUCUAUCUAACCAUGCCAAGAAGGUAUCUAAUGACUUUAACCUAUUUCAAGAUCUAAAAUAUAUUUGGUUCUCUGAUUUUACAGACUCAGAAAUAAGGUUAUCAUUGCUUUACGUUUAUCUAAAUAUGGUCACUAAUUGUGAGAGAAGCAAACUUGAGUUUGCAAAAGAUAUUAACAAGAACAAAAACAAUUCUCUUCUACUUGAUAUUGUUAGCGGAUCAUUAUCAGCCAAAAGCAAGCUCACUAAUAGUCAUGCCUAUUUCAUGUUAUUAAGUUCUCUGAUUAGUACAGGAGAGGUUAGAUAUUCCAUGUUAAAGUAUGGACUAGUUGAUAAAAUCAUCAAUGGUCUUAAAGAAAUAUUUAUCAAGAAGAAAGAUGACACAAGAAUGGAAUACUGUUUAAAGCUGUUGUCUCAUUUGUCAUUCUUUGAAGAUUGCCAUGAAUCUUUCUUACAAUCUGAUACUAUUGACCAUUUAUUUGAACAAUUCGAAAAAAGCCCAAACGAAGCAGUGAAAGAAUAUCUCGUUAUAAUAUUCAGAAAUCUACUAUUUUGUAGAAGUAUGAGCACCUUAAUAUUAAGAGUGGAAGAAUUGUGUGUUUUAGUUCUAAAAAUAGCAACACUUCUCAAAGGUAAUACAUCCAUCAUGUAUUAUUCCGCCAACUUAAUGUGGACCUACCUUUCACUUUAUGUUGAUGUAAGUUGUUAG
Molecule: messenger RNA, 2028 nt
Organism: Naegleria gruberi
Lineage: Eukaryota; Heterolobosea; Eutetramitea; Acrasida; Naegleriidae
Exons: 1
Coding region: 1-2028 (675 amino acids)
Source: RefSeq, a predicted model, not a curated record